AUGGCACCCCGUACCUAUGCCGCUCGGCGCAAAACCCAGGCAUAUAGAGCUUCAAAGCCUGCUGCAUCAACUUAUGUACACACAAGGGUUGGUCGUCCAGCUCAUCGGUCAAAGACGCAUGGGACAGUCAUACAGCUGGAGACCAUCGCACCGCUUACUCCUCCUCGAUCGCAGUACUCGCCAAGCUCUAGAACCAAACCUCAUCUGACCCCGGCUAACAAGCUGAAUCUACCUGAGGAACUUGCAGCAGUACGCCGCACCGUCAACAACCGACACGCGAAAGACGUGUCAAAUGCACGAUCUAUACCGCUCCAGAGGGCCACCUCGCCAGGCCUGGAGCUGACCGACAUUGACUAUGCAAGUUCACCAGAGGACAUUGAGAACAUAAUUGAACAAAUCACGGACUACUUCGAUUUCUGGUCAAAUACCACCUUGAGGGAGGGACCAGCUAGUCUUCUCGCGGACUUCAGACUCAUCAAUCGCCGUUUGGGUCUUGCACUUGGGCUUUUCGAAAAUGUUACCUCAUCUUAUAUCUGCGGCAGGGCAAAGAGAGACUUCCAGGAUAUCUACGCUAGAUUCGUUGAGACGUGGAGCCGAGCCACAUAUCAGGCCCUUGUCGAUAAGCUCGAUCGGCUGCUGGCGCAACUCCGAGCUCGGAUCACCCACCGCUUUACAGUGAUUCACGAAAUCGAGUUCACUUUAUUUGAUCUGGACGUUGGCGCUGUCUCGCCGUGUUCCUCGCUGCAAGCACUGUUGGGCUCUACCUGCAACACUGUCCCGUUUCUUGUCUCCGCAGACCAGGCAGAAGAGCUCGUCGACCGCGCCGAGAAGUUACUCUUUGCAUUCCAAGAUGUAACAUAUGAUACCGAAGCCAAGGAGCUGUGGCUUUUGAUAUGGCGGAGCUUGAAAAGAGUGUUCGCUGCCUUCGACCAAGGAGGAGCCCCAACCUCCCCUACGAACACUUUGCGUGACCGGCUAUUCUUCGAGAUCCCGAAAGUUCGCAGGGAGUUGAAGCGUCUGAAUCACACAACUGAGGCAGCAAAUUCAGCGAGCAUUGAAAGCAUAGUCGGCGAAUACUGCCGCUACAUUCACAGCUGUCCAAUCGACCCCGAUAAUAAAUACGAGUCACUUCAACGUACCCAAGACACGCCUCUGGGACAACACACCAAAAAUGCAUUGAGGCAGUUCAUCAAGACUGGGAAAUUCGAAACAAGCACGCUUUCCAAGCUUCAUUUUGCCGUUGCACGAUUCAACAAGAUCAAUGGCGGUCCAGUGAUGGUUAGUCGAUGGAGGAGUCCUCACGACAAUGGAGUAUGGGAUAUGAUACCCAUGUACCUCGAUUCUCCUGUCUCAGUUCAGGCUUCUUCUGCAACGGAGGAUCGCGCCAACGUGCAACACACUAGCCAGCCGAGCUCGCCGUUGAAUUCAUACUCACCCGCGUUAGACACUAGUCGCGGCAUCACGGAGAAGCCAGCGAAGCGUGUCUUCCCCUAUCCCGAAGGCAUUAGCAUCAAGAGCGACUUUGAUUACGUAUGGUAUCCUUCGCCAGAGACACGGGCUCAUGAGGUGGUUCAGAACGAGCAAAUAUCUCGAGAACUGGCUCAACCUGGAAUCGUCUCUGCAGGGCCUCGACCCGAGUAUCUGAUCGACCGGCCUCCGCGUCACGUUCGAGAUCCUACCCAAUUCGCCGAACGAAGUCUUGGGCCUCUCUCCUUUAUCCGUCAUGCGAUACAACAGCUGAUCGCAAAGAAGCGUGGCCUCCCCGAUAUCAAGACCCCCACUUUCAGCCGACUUCCCAUGCACCAGCAGUCAUUGCCAGUGGGGUCUGCAUCUGCCAUCCUUGGCCGAAAGGCGAGGGUGCAGAAGCCGGUUUCGUCAGGUCAGGUCUCUGGACUUCGCGGCGGAAAGGGUCGUCCAUUGCACUGGUCAACAGGGCUCAGCAGACGACACCACUUCGAUGCGGCAGCAUUCCAUCGAAAAAUGGUCAGCUUGAGUAUACGGGAAUUAAGACGCAGAUAUGGUGGUGGGAUACCCAUCGAUCUGGCCGAGAUAUUGAAGCUCUUGCCGCGGACUGGAUACGAUAUUCAGGAGGUGGCAAUGAGGUAUAUAUCUCGUGGGAGAGGGCCCAGGCUCACUUCUAUCUCGACAAGUCACGGACACUCAGGCACAAGGCCAUCUGACCAAACUGCGGUUGCUGGUCAAAGCAAGCAUCUGCCUCCUGUGUACGAACGCUGUAUGGACGAACAUGCCCGGGUAUCAAAGUACCGGGUGAACAACUCCCCGAGAGCCACAGUUGAAGGCUGGGAGGAAGCAUACCUCAACGAGCAUCAUGAAACCAACGAAGAUGACGACCAAGAGAACCUCCCUCCCGGUCCUGCAGGCGUCCGUAUCCCGUUGGGUGAAAUGCAGCCGGGUGAUUAUUCGGUUCCCCAAAGUGAUGGCAGUAGCCUGCGGCGAAGAUCUGAUAGUUCUGACACGCCAGUGAGGUUAAGAUGCCAUCCGUGCCCGACUUUUGAAGGGCAAUACCAUCACGAGUGCCCAGGCUCGCGAUUCUGCCCAGGAUAUGAGCCUCCAAGUCCUGCAUGGAGUCCGACUAGUCCUUCAUACCCUUUCGACUAUGACAGGAAUCACGGCGAAGAGAGAUGGAGUUCAGAAGACGAGCAUAGAUACAGUUCUGACGAGGACCAGGGGCAUGAGCAAGACAACGGCGGCGGGUUACCCGUGGACAAUAAGUCCGAGGACUCUUUGAUCAUUUACGAGGAUGAUCAUCAAGCCGGUGGGCCGGACGCCGGACACAACGGCGACGAGGCCGGGCACAAUGACUAUAGGAGCCAGGGCGAGAAUGCCACAACUCCACCUGCAGCGCCUGCUGCUGAGGACGACAACACAGUGGAAAGCCUGUUUGGUGAUCAAGAAGGGGGCUUUGCGACAGUCAUUGGUCGCUUUUCUAUGGACAGCUUUGUUCAUAUUCAGCAAGGAUUUGACUCGCUUGAUCAAGGAGAGAUUAAUUCCACCACGGGCGGUGAAGUCGUCGGUAAUAUGAUACCCUGGCUGGAAUCCACCGCAGCCGUGAUCAAUCAGCUGAGGGGCGAAUAUCUGGCCUCGCUGAAGGGGGAACAAAAGCCGCACCUAGAAAUGAUCCCGGAGGAGGAGUUCAGAUCCAAACCUUCGAUCAAGACACAUCCGGCCACGUACAAGCUCUGCAAGAGAGCUUUCCAGGACGUCCGAUUCCAUCAUGGACGGGUGCUCCAGUUCUUCGACUAUACGCAUCCACGGACACUCUUGAGCUUCCGUUACGCAUUCAAUGCGUUGAUUGUCGCUGUGAGAGAGUUACUUUUGCUUCUGCGGGAGUACCAUCGGUCCCUCGUCGGACCCGGAAUCGACAACGGAGACGAGCGCGGAGACGACCACGACCAACCUACAUAUCCGCCGAGAUCGCCCAGCAAUGACUCGGUCGUCACACCGCCCAUCUCAAAGGUCGGUUAUUUCCAGAGUCCCGUUCACAAGGACGUCCAGAAUCCCCACGAAACGGUCAAGAACGCUCCUUCAGGGCCCAGGCCAAACCCUCUACCAGCGCGGAAGGAUUACGAGAAUAUGUUCGUCCCUGAACUGUGCCGUGAACUCGAACAGAAUCGCGGCAUUAAAGAUGUCAUAGGAGCUCUGGGGAAGAAAAACCCGGUCAAGAAAGACUACAUUGACAAACUCAUGGCUCUGGACCAGGAGGGAAUCGUCGGCAAAGGUGCCACAGAGUGUUACCGCAAUAUCACCGGGAAUUGGAAUGCCCGCGGUACGCCGAAGAACUGGAAUAUCGAGACAGCGCUCAAGGGGUACUAUGAAAGGCUCGCUAGGGAGAAGGAAGCAAUGUCGUCGCCACGGGGGUCGCAGCGUCCCAGCCAACGAGGAAACUCGGGCUCCAAAAGUCUGAGCGGAUCGUCAAGGUCUGUCCGUUAA
Cladophialophora carrionii CBS 160.54 is the source of this 3951-nucleotide messenger RNA. RefSeq lists its product as uncharacterized. NCBI's taxonomy places the organism in Eukaryota, Fungi, Ascomycota, Eurotiomycetes, Chaetothyriales, Herpotrichiellaceae. The transcript has a single exon. The coding region runs from base 1 to 3951 and encodes 1316 amino acids. The record is from RefSeq and is a predicted model, not a curated record.